Molecule: messenger RNA, 450 nt
Organism: Macrobrachium nipponense
Lineage: Eukaryota; Metazoa; Arthropoda; Malacostraca; Decapoda; Palaemonidae
Product: basic proline-rich protein-like
Exons: 3
Coding region: 1-450 (149 amino acids)
Source: RefSeq, a predicted model, not a curated record
AUGGUGGCCGUCGAGCUGCAGGUCUGGACCAGUGGUCCCCUUCCGGAGAAGCGCUGGACCAAGGACGGCGAGGCUGGACCAAGUCCAGGCGAGGCUGAACCAGGUCCAGGUGAGGCUGGCCCAGGUCCAGGCAAGGCUGGACCAAGUCCAGGCGAGGAUGAACCAAGUCCAGGCGAGGCUGGACCAAGUCCAGGCGAGGCUGGACCAGGUCCAGGCGAGGUUGAACCAGGUGACCAUACACUCGGUAACGCUCGCAAGCGGGCGGCCGAGACGGUUCCCGGUCUGGAGGUGGAACCUCCAGAACUGGGAAAGGAGAUACCAGCGGUGGCCGGUACCUCCAUGGUCCCCGUCUGCUUCAUCCCCGAGGAAGGAGAGACGGGCACUGUUCCCGGAGAAAUGGAGGACCAGCGGAAGACCCACCUGUCUCACCAGAGCGAGACAGACCCUUAG